CGACAACACCGCACUGUUUCGCAUUCUCCCAUACGAGUUGACCCCCCAUGAUGAGCCCUACCCACCUCUAUUAAAAUUUGGCGGUAAAAAUAACAAUGAAGGCAAGAGAAGUACCGGCAGAUGGCAGGUUCUUUAUUUUUUAAUCUUUCACAGUACUUUUCAGUUGACGAGUGGUAAACCUUUUAAUAUGUAUUAAAGCAUGGAUUACUUUAACGUUUUCCUAAGGUCAGUGUGUCGGAGCUUUUUUUAAUUUUCGAGAAGCAUUCAUAUCAUAUUAAAAUAUGAAUAACUUUUUGAAUAAGCCGCCGAAACGGCCACUUUUGUAGUCAACUGAUCCGGAAUCUCAUUGGGAAAUUUGACAGACUCCAAUUACAGCAGCCAAUGGAAUCAAAGCUCUGUUUUGGGUGCAUGCGCUGUUUCAUUUUUCCAUUAUAGUUCUGUGUUCUGUGAUCUCACCUCGUGCACCGGCCAUAUUGCCAUUGAAUGAGUGCGUGAAUAAAGAAGGCUAAAAGAGCCGUAAACAAAUCUUCCAACAUCAAGUAGUUGUGAAGAUAUUUCCUUCAAAUAACCAUCAUGGAGAAUUCCUACGGGAUCGGCGUUGCCAAUCGAUACGCUCUUUUUCUGGACGACGAAAGCGAUCCACUGGAAACGCUGAAUUUGAAGGAAAAGGAGAAAGAACUCAAGAAAAAGACCAAAGUCACGGAGAAGGAAAACAAAGUGAAAACUGAACCUGCUGUUGCUAAGGGAAAACCUGCUGCCCCACAGAAAAAACCUAUCAAGGACUCUAAUAAAGUCCAGGAAAAUAAACGGGACGAUUCUAAACCACCGCCGAGAUCAAGCGCUGAGGGAAAACCUGAACGUGAGAGGUUCAAUAAAUUUAAUAACGAAAAUCGGGAAGAAAGGAAUAAUCGGAGAAACCGUGAGGAAAAAACCUUCAACGGUUCUGCUGAAAACCAGGAUCGUGAGGAGAGACCAAGGCGAGGAGAAGGCAAUGAUGGAUUUGAGAGUCGACCUCGUGGGGAACGCCGUGAACCAAGAGCCAUUGGUAAUAAACCUGGAGGCCCUAGGGGACCGAGGAGGAACUUCGAUGACAGGCGAGGCAAACGGGAAUUUGAUAGGCAAAGUGGAUCUGAUAAGACGGGUGUGAAACCAGUUGACAAGCGCGAAGGUGCAGGUGCUCAUAAUUGGGGAUCUCACAAAGAUGUUAUUGAAGAAGCUGAUAGGCCUAAUACUGAAUUGGACAACAGUUGGGGUGAAGAAGUUCAAGUUAGCACGGAACCGGAAAAGAAAGAGGAAACGGAAACUGAAACUGCCCCGGUUGAAGAGGAAGCUAAAGAACUGACCUUGGAUGAAUGGAAGGCUCAGCGUGCUGGUCGUGCUAAGCCUGUUUACAAUCUUCGUAAAGCCGGUGAAGGUGAAGACCCGAGUCAAUGGAAAAAGAUGUAUGAGCUAAGGAAAAAGGAAAAUGCGGAGAAAUCGUUUGACCAGGAAUCUUCGGAUGAAGAGUACGACGCUAGCGAGUACCCUCAGCGAGUCGGCCGACAGAAGCACAUCCUUGACAUCGACAUUCAAUUCUACGACAGCAGGCGACCUGGCGUUGGGGGCCCUCGUGGACGCGGAGGCAGAGGAGGCGGCGGGGGUCCUAGGGGAGGUAGAGGUGGCGGUGGAGGCAGACCAGAUGGAGCGCCCCAAGGGGGUAGGGCUCCCCAGGGGCCCAACAGGGAACGCUUCAAUAGGGAACGCGGGGAUAGGGACGAUUCGACCAAGUCGACAAGGCGACGAAUUCUCUUUGAGGAUAGAUCCGAAAACCGCCAGGCUCCGAAAGUUGAUGACGAACGUGACUUCCCCUCUCUCGGUUAGAGUGCCCUCAAGCUGGCGGCCAUAGUUUUUUUGGGUGUGUGGUUGACCAGAGGGUAACUGCUUCAUCACAGUAAAAAAAAUCUUAAAAAACUGUAUAUUACAAUUUAACUACUUUGUUACGUCGGUACAAAAAACUCCGUAUCCUAGAGAACAAAGUCAUACAAUUAGAAUUUCUUAGCAAUGUCUUCAAAUAAUUAUCAUAUUUCAGUGUAGACUGAGAGAUUCAACUAGUCAGUGUUAUGCUGCAUUGUUAAAAAAUACGGUUUCACGGCUGCUCAUGUAUUUACUAUAAAUUGAGACUAAUUGUCCAAUCAAAUGAGGUUUCAACCUCGGGAUAAAAGAUAAUAAGCAGACUUGUAAAUAUCACGCAUUUAUAAAAACUGUUUCUUAUCUCUCAUUUCGAGAUUAAUUCCCUUUUCGCAUUGUUUAUCUGGAUUAUAAACCCAGUGUUUUUAAAUUAUCUUCAUUUUUUUGAUUUCAUACAAAGUAGUAUCUUUAUAUGUUUUUUGAAAUAAUCCUUAGGUCGGCUGUAACAAAUUUAAAUACUUUUUAUUCAUUUUGACUGAAUGUGUACGUUUAAGGAAGAUCUAGUAUGACUGUUAUUCUUAAUACCACCAUGAUGUUUAAUAAUCGAAUUAUUGUUAUGUACGUAACAGUUUUACUACAUCUUGCCGCAAGAAUGAAAAGGAGAGAACAAAACAGAAUUCGUGUAAGAUGGAACAAGAAAUGAAUAGAAGCCAUUGAAGGAAUUAAGUAUAUGUUGAUCGAAUCUUUAUACAUAUUUUGAACUGUAUCUUAUUAUGAGUGAGUUUUCAAGAUUUUUGUGCUCCACCUUACACCCAGAUUCCGUCACAAUUAAUUCACAAUAGUUUUGUGUUCUUUAAAAUUGAAUAGGGCUGGGACUGCCUUGUAUUCAAGUCUUAUCCGAUUUCAGAACGGUCAGAUUGUUAUUUUCGAUCAUGGUUUGAUUUAGUUUGGAUGGGUUAAAUUUGAUUAUUAAUUUCUAAACCGUGACUUAAUUUGCUUGAGAUAACUCGUGACCAAAUACGAAACAGUUAUGGCUUUGAAAUACAAAGUAUGAGACUGUUGUAUCCUAAAAAAAAUCGUACUUAUAAUGAUAUAUCUUCUUUUUAUAACGAUUUUGUUAUAAUAUUUAUUCUGAUGUUGAUAUAUCAAUUUUAGGUCCUUGUUCUACGUCUACAAAAACUUGUCAUAACCUGAUUGUCAACAAUUUCUUCAUCUUUCGGAUAGUCUGAUAAUGGCUGGUAUUUCUCGUUUGAGACGUUAUUUUUCUCUUUUGAAAUCAGUGUCGGAAAGUUGAAAAUGGUGUCAAGUAGGUUGACUAAGUAUUGCAAAAUGAAUUGACAAAAAAUAACAUUACCCCAGGAUUUAGAUUUAUUCCUUCAGAUUAAAAAGAACCAUUAGAAUUCUGAAGGCUGAUGGUUGACGCCUUUUCAUAGUGUAAUCUUAUGUGGACAAGCUCCAACAGACAACACGUAACAGAUAAUAUAAAUUAUUGACAGUCAAGUUUAGAGCAAUUUUUUGUGUGGUUUUGAGUCCUAUUUACCUUGCCCCUUCAAUUACUGCAAUAUUAUCUGUGGUUCUUUCCUUUUUUGCUUUUCCAUUAUGUUAUCUCAUUUUAAUGACUAGGUUAUUUUUUUCAUUAAUUUGUUGUAUGUGGAACUACUGAGGUAGUCGAACAUGUAUAAUAUGCAUACAUGAGUUCAAUAAAAUGUUUUGUUGUAGUAAGCUGUUCGUCUUGUUUUUUUUUUUUUGGAACUAAGUAACUUGCAUGACUUUUAAACGGUUUGUAGCUUUAUAUUUUUUAGAAACUAUUCGCCAAUAUUCGUCAAUUUUGCGAUACAACUGGGUAACAAUGUGACGUUGUUGUUUUAUUCGGUUUGUAUUUUCCCGGUAUCUAGUCAUUUUCUUCAGAUGCUAGUGAGAAUUUUAUUAUUGGACCUGAAGCUGAAUGACUUCCAUGGACGAGGAUCUAUAAGUGGGCUUUUCGGCUUUGAAAAUAACCAUGAAGUUUUCGCAUUUAAUUAUUUUCAGGACAUAUUAUAAACAAACUAGUCAUAGCUUUCGAUAGACCUUAUAUGUAGUUUAAACAUUCAACAAGCCGAGGUGACACAGUAUUUUAGUUUUUAUAUUUUUCGUUGUUCAUUGUGGUUUAAAGAUUUGAAAUAGUCAGUGUGGCAAAAAAUUUGAAAUACAUAUGAUCUGAAAUAUUUAAAUACAAACAUUUCGUAGAACCGAUGAACUUGAAAUUUGAGUCCAGUGCCGAAAAAGCCUCUUAUGAAGCCUUAUUCUUUGAGAAACAAUCCUUGGACAAAUUUGAAGACAUCUUGUCUGUCUCGCAAGACAUAGCCACCUUGUUAGUAUGGCAGUGUGACGUUGAAAAAAAGGAAUAAGCAGAGGUAACAAAUAUUCGGUUUAUCAGACGUUAGAUUUGGAAUUUAUGACAGAAUGUUCGUUAAAGGAAAUGCUCGAAAAGAAGAACUUGAAAGUAUAGCAUUUCUUCAGUUCAGGGCUCCCGUUUGGAUGUUGCUUUCAUAGUUUAUGUCGGCCAACAAGUAAUUGAUGGCAAAAAUUCAAUCGGUAAUUCUUUGGAUUAUGCUAAGAUUAUUUUGUUGAAUGCUAAUUUUGAUAUCAGAUUUGUAAGUAACGACCAGAAAGACCUCCGUGUGUAAAUUUCCAGACCACUUUACCUAGUUCAUAGUUUUGGCCAAUCUUUGUAGUCCGUCCCUUGCGAUCUAAAUGAGUGGAUUGUUUUCCUAGGACACGAUUAUACGAGGCCUCAACUAAAUUACUACACUGUCAACAUUUCUUUGAAUUAUACUGUUAUUCAGAGGUUAUGUAAGAAACACCUAUUUGCGGUGGCGUCCUUUACGAAGCGAUAUUUCGAAAAGCGACAAGGUAAUUUUGGAGCAUUAAAAAAGGCACACACUAAUUUUUUGCCUCAUGUUUUGGAAUCGACUGUAUAUUUUGGAUCUGAAUAUAUUUGGCUAUUGGUUUCCAACUGAUGAAAAUGACUUGAUUAGUUAAUUGUUAGGCGCAUUGUUACCCCGAAAUUGGAACAUUUUUUUGUUUUGGUGCUAAUUUUUUUAUAGAACUAACUUCAAAAUGCUUUUUGUAUGAAAGUGAAAACUGAAUCUGCAAUUCAAACACAAAAUUUACUUUUGAGGCCUUGUAUUUUUCAUGGCUUGAAAGUAAAAUUGCCAUAAAGCUGUAUAUAGGGGAAAAUGCUUGAGUAGGUUCAGUGGUCACUUUAUGGUGUGAGUGAUUUCUUGACAAAUCUUGUUUGGUUAUUGUAGUUAUCUGGGUUUUCAUUUUUUUAGUAUCAUAUACGACUUGUGAGAUGACAGAUUUUUCUGUUGAACGUUUCUCUAUUUUUGUAACAAGCAUUUUGAGAGGCUUAUAUUAACAAACAUAGAUCCCAUUAUCAAAACGUGGAUAUCACAGUACUGAUUUCAAUUUGCACUUGAAUGUCAGUUUAUUAUACACCCACUCCUUUCGGAGGUAAAUACCAGAUGAGUUUAUACAGUUCUUUCGCCAAUAAAAACUGUGUACUAUUUAAAAAUA
Acanthoscelides obtectus is the source of this 5445-nucleotide messenger RNA. NCBI's taxonomy places the organism in Eukaryota, Metazoa, Arthropoda, Insecta, Coleoptera, Chrysomelidae. The record is from the annotation of a GenBank genome assembly.